AUGAAAGGCUGGAGAGACAUCUACACCACGGAAAAUAUAAUCGAACAGAUUCCCAGCGCACAGGAGAAGUUAAAAGCUGUGAUAAAAGAGUACGUGGAUUUGUACAAAGAUCAGAAUCCGUCCAUCAUCUGCGUCGGCCACAGCCUCGGCGGCUCCCUCGCCGUAGUCAGCGCUUUUGAUAUAGCGAACAGCGGACUGUCCGAGAUCAACGGCAAUGAUCAUAUUCGGGUAUGCGCUGUGGCGUUCGAUGCCCCCAGAGUCGGGAACCAGGCGUUCAAUGACGCCUUGGAGAAACUACCGAAGACAAAAGUUUUAAGAAUCAACAAUAAUAAGGACAUUGUCGCCUAUUGGCCGCCGUGUGAUGGCUACGUCGACACCGCUCAGUGGCACGCGCUGCAAGUGAUUCUACACACCGUGACCGGAUGGAGGACAGAAUUCGACAACGACUCCGAGCUUGUGAAGGCGAGACUGCCGCUGGUGAACAGGUCAGCGGGGCAUUUGAAGGCUGAGCAUAAAGUGAUCGAGGCUUGGUGGGUAGAGAAAAACAAAGGGAUGGCGUACGAUAAGGAAAAGGACAUAUGGUACGAGAGACCGGUGCCGUGGAACGAAUAG
Messenger RNA from Zingiber officinale, 612 nucleotides. RefSeq names its product phospholipase A1-II 5-like. The coding region runs from base 1 to 612 and encodes 203 amino acids. The record is from RefSeq and is a predicted model, not a curated record. NCBI's taxonomy places the organism in Eukaryota, Viridiplantae, Streptophyta, Magnoliopsida, Zingiberales, Zingiberaceae. Gene Ontology annotation, biological process: lipid metabolic process. The transcript is spliced from 2 exons. Gene Ontology annotation, molecular function: glycerophospholipid phospholipase A1 activity.